GAUACUAACUGUACAAAUAUUUCACUAGAAUAUUUAAAAGGCAGUAAAAGGCAAAGGUGCAGAUCUAAUCUAUGAACAGAUAAUGGCAUUGUACAACACAGUACAUGAGUCGUCCUACAGAUAGGGCUAUUGUGAGCACACACUACCCCACCAUGAGGCUGGUGCUACCGAAUCCCGGGCUCGAGCAGCGGAUACCAGACUAUGAGAAAGUGGAAAAACUGGAACAACAGGAGCUCCAAGGCCGGCCCAAGUGGGACAACAAGGCCCAGUACAUCCUCACCUGUGUGGGGUUUUGUAUAGGACUUGGAAACGUGUGGCGCUUCCCCUACCUGUGCCAAAGCCAUGGAGGAGUAACGUUUCCAGGCGCUUUCUUGAUUCCUUAUCUAAUCCUGCUCGUGCUGGAGGGAACGCCUCUGCUGCUUUUGGAGUUCGCUAUUGGCCAGCGUUUGAGGAAAGGCAGCGUGGGAGUGUGGCGUGCAAUUAAUCCUUAUCUGACCGGUCUUGGCAUCUCGUCUAUGCUAGUGUCCUUCUUGAUUGGGCUGUACUACAACACCAUAACUGCGUGGAUCUUGUGGUAUUUGUUUAACUCAUUUCAAGAUCCCCUUCCCUGGAAUCAGUGCCCCCUUAAUGACAAUAAAACAGGUUACGUGGCCGAAUGUCAAGACAGUUCCACGGUUGAUUACUUCUUCUACAGAGUCACUUUGAACAGCUCGUCCUCGAUAGGUGACUCUGGAGGUAUUCACUGGCCAAUGGUCGUUAGCCUGUUAGCCGCCUGGACGAUCAUAUUUAUCUGCUGCAUUAGGGGGAUCAGCACGGCAGGGAAGGCUGUGUACGUCACUGCAGUCCUACCUUACUUUGUUCUGGCCAUUUUCCUGAUCCGGGGACUGACACUUAAAGGUGCUCUGAACGGAGUCAAGUUCCUCUUCACACCAGUCGUUGAGGAGUUAAUCAACCCAAACACGUGGCUGGACGCCGGAGCGCAGGUCUUCUUCUCUUUUGGAUUAGCUUGGGGAGGACUCAUUUCUUUCUCCAGCUACAACCCACUGCACAACAACUGCAAGAAUGAUGCCAUAAUCUUGUCGGUUGUUACUGCUGCUACCUCAGUCUACGCGGCUAUGGUGACCUACACGAUCAUAGGGUUCAGAGCUACAGCUAAAUAUGAUCAGUGCAUCGAUGGCAACAUCGUGACUUUAUUAAACGCCUUCGAUUUAGCGGAAAACAACAUCACACAUGGCAACUACGAGGAAGCCUAUAAACAUUUAAACAGCACGUAUCCAGAGACAGUUAUGGGGCUGGAUAUUCUCACCUGUGACAUGCAAAAGUUUCUUAGUGAGGGAGUGGAGGGACCAGGUCUGGCGUUCAUCGUGUUCACAGAGGCCAUUAUCAACAUGCCGGCCUCUCCAGCGUGGGCCGUACUGUUUUUCAUCAUGCUCCUGUGUUUGGGACUCUCGACUCUCAUUGGAACGUUUGAGGGAGUGAUCGUCCCGUUAAGAGACCUCCACGUGUUCCCUAAAUCAUGGCCGCAGGAAGUAGUAGCUGGUGUAACAUUUCUCACUGCCUUCAUCAUCACUUUGCUGUUUGCACAACAUUCUGGGUUUUACUGGGUCACUCUCUUCGAUAACUUCGCCGGAUCAGUCCCUCUCCUUUGCAUCGGUUUGUUUGAGAUCGUAAUCGUGGUCUACGUCUACGGUGUCGACAGGUUUAAUGAAGAUAUCAAGUUUAUGAUUGGGUCUAAACCUGGAAUAUUCUGGCAAGUCACGUGGAGGUUCGUCAGUCCUCUCAUCAUACUGGUUAUUUUAAUUUUCUACCUGGUAACGCAAGCACAAGGAGAACUGACCUAUUUAGUGUGGGACCCCAGUUCUGAUAAUUUCCCAUCUCUGGCAUCAGUUCCUUAUCCAGACUGGGUUUACGCUGUGGUCUUUCUGUUGGCCGGCGUCCCCAGUUUGGCCCUGCCCUUCUACGCUUUGUGCAGAGUGAUCUACAACAGAUGCAACAAAAAGAACGACACGCAAAAGUUUUAAAGCAGAUGUAAAUGAAAA
Messenger RNA from Periophthalmus magnuspinnatus, 2039 nucleotides. RefSeq names its product sodium-dependent neutral amino acid transporter B(0)AT1-like. The transcript has 12 exons. Gene Ontology annotation, cellular component: membrane. The record is from RefSeq and is a predicted model, not a curated record. NCBI's taxonomy places the organism in Eukaryota, Metazoa, Chordata, Actinopteri, Gobiiformes, Gobiidae. Gene Ontology annotation, biological process: sodium ion transmembrane transport. The coding region runs from base 105 to 2021 and encodes 638 amino acids.